CGGGGUGAGUAUAUGUUAGCGGCCAUUCUCCCAGCUCGAUGAGGCCCCUAUGCUUCCCCCUGGCACUGUUUGCCAACAUCUUGUGCCUGGGUCAAACCUACACCCUGAGAAGCUCGGUGUCCUGGGUCGUCUCCUCUAACGAUGUGGUGGAGGACGCGGACCUGUCGGAGGAGGUCGCUCCGGCGUUGCUGGUGGACAGCGCCGGGCUGUGGAAGCAGGCGUAUCCGUCCUCCAACGUCCUCGGGGACAGCGUGGAGACUCCCGGAGAGCUAGUCAAGCCCGAAAGCGACAAUGUGGCGCAGCUUUCCUCUCGCCUGUUUUCAUAUCGCCUGGAGAAAGUGAAGAAGUCCGCCAGCAGCAGCCCUCCUCCGCACCAGGAGACAGCCAGGACUGCCAGAUACAUAGCUCAUUACAGUGACUGGGGACAUCUGGCCACCAUUUCCACUCAGGACAAGAUCAAAGGUCUCCCCUUUGGGAACAUUUUCUCAGUCAGUGAUGGAACGCUGGACAACAGCACUGGAGUUAUCUACUUUUAUGUGACUCCGAUGGACAACACUGUGGCAGAUCUGAGAAUGAACCCCUACGCUUCUCUUACAUUCUCAGAGGCUGAGGGAGAAUUCUGCAGGCAAAUGGUGUAUGAUCCAGAAGAUCCAAGAUGUGCUCGACUCACCCUAACAGGCAAGAUGGUGGAAGUCCCCCCAGAGGAGCUCACUUUUGCAAAGGAGGCAAUGUUCUCAAGACAUCCUGUGAUGGCAAAGUGGCCGGUGGGACACAAGUGGUUCUUCAUGAAGCUGGAGUUGAUCCAGGUCUGGCUGCAGGACUGGAUCGGAGGCACGUCACUUAUUCCACUGGAGGACUACUUUAAAACUACCCCCUUCUGAGAAUAUUCCAACCCAUCCGUCAGCCUACAUAUCAUUUCAGCUGUCUACACCACAGAUGUCACUC
Molecule: messenger RNA, 945 nt
Organism: Scomber scombrus (Atlantic mackerel)
Lineage: Eukaryota; Metazoa; Chordata; Actinopteri; Scombriformes; Scombridae
Gene: creg2
Product: cellular repressor of E1A-stimulated genes 2
Exons: 4
Coding region: 39-881 (280 amino acids)
Source: RefSeq, a predicted model, not a curated record